AUGCCCUUUGGUGCUAUCAUCCGACCUGGAGUUAUCAGGCCUUUCUCUCUUAUUCGGAUUAGUCCCAUUUCAUGGGCUUGCUAUCACAAAGUCCCAUCUAAUUCUACGAACGGGAGUCUUCCCAUCUACGUUGCUCCCUCAUUCCCUGAUGAUUUCGAAUCAUCGCCUUUAGCCUCGGAAGGUGCAAAGAUAGGAAAAGAAAUCCCUAAAUGGGAUGAAAGCCAAGCUACUUUUAGUGAGGCGGCGGUCAAGGCUGAUCGAGGUGAUGUUAACUUGAACCCAAAGCCUCGAACCAAGACCCCGACGACGGAAGAUAGGGUGCCCGAAUUGGAUGAAAUGUGA
This is a messenger RNA of Penicillium samsonianum, 342 nucleotides long. RefSeq lists its product as uncharacterized. The coding region runs from base 1 to 342 and encodes 113 amino acids. The record is from RefSeq and is a predicted model, not a curated record. The transcript has 2 exons. NCBI's taxonomy places the organism in Eukaryota, Fungi, Ascomycota, Eurotiomycetes, Eurotiales, Aspergillaceae.